UCCAAAAAAUAUUGAUUUUAAAAACCUUGCGUUUAGCAUUAGAUAAAAGUAAUUUAUUUAACUAAAGUUAUACUAUAGAAUGAAUGACUGCACCAGUAUUUUGGAUGUCGAAUUUCAGAUUCUACGCGUGACUCCAAACUUGUGUAACGAAGUGGAAGAGCUGCUAGUCAAUGUUUCAGUGAAUCAAGAAUUUGGAUGCCUGAUCCACAACAUUAAAGAGUCGCCAAUAGCCAUAGAUGAGCUUCGUAAAUUGAUUAGGCACAUCCUUUCCUUGGGAAUAUCUUUCGCCAUACGUCAUGUGGAAAGUGGGAGAAUUGUGGCCGGAAUCGCCAAUAUAAUAUUUAAUGUGAACAGAAAGGGCUCAUAUUAUGAUAUUAGUGGCCAGAUGAGAAGUCCAAGUACGAUUAAUUAUGUCCAGAUGUGGGAUGCCGUCGAUUCGAGCUUCGAUAUCAAUGAGCAUUGCCAACUAGAGAGUACUUUCGAAAUGGAAUACAUGGGCACCUUGCCGGAAUUUAGGGGUCGCGGCCUGGCUACUUUUUUGUGCAAGCAUUCCUUUCGUUUAGCAAAGGAGAUGUUCCAGGGAAAGCUACCACCAGAGCUGUUUGCCUAGCUGCCGGAGGAGAUGCAAAUCGAAAGACCACAGGCCGUGGUGGCGAUAACGACAUCGUAUACUUCUCGCAAUAUGGCCAGGAAACUGCAAAUGCAAACGGUACGCAAGUGGAAUUUUUCGGAACUAAGAUCUUUAGGAGGUGCAAUCGCGUAACCCGGUGGCGAAGAACCUUUUCAAUGUGCAGAAUUGCAAUUAAUUAUGACUUAA
This is a messenger RNA of Drosophila elegans, 817 nucleotides long. RefSeq lists its product as uncharacterized. Lineage: Eukaryota; Metazoa; Arthropoda; Insecta; Diptera; Drosophilidae. Gene Ontology annotation, molecular function: N-acetyltransferase activity. The transcript has 3 exons. The record is from RefSeq and is a predicted model, not a curated record.